AUGUUUGCCUGGUGCGAGCUUUUACGCAAGCAGUACGCUACUUGGGAAGAAGCCUGGAACGCGUUGAGUGGUGUCGAGUUCGGCUUCAAUGCUCCAGUAGACUUUGAUCGAUGGCAGACCUCAUUCUGGGCCAGCUAUCGUCCCGAAGCAGGCAUGAACAAAGCAUCGCCAGACCAGGCCUUCGUUUAUGCAGAUGCUAACGGCGAUGAAGAGAUCUCACGGCAGGAGUUUGAAUCUAUUUUCUUCAGCUGCUCCCCUGAGAAUGCAAACAAGCCACCAGGAGGCGCGGCAGCUCAUGCAGAAAAGGUUGAAGAAGCUGCUUUUCGCACAGGCAGUGCAGGCGGCAACACUUCAGCACCAGUGCCUCCAAGAGCACCCGUACGUCCUGCAAGAUGCUUGUAUGAGGAUGUGGAAAACGUGGGUCGCGAGAUCGGCAUCUCUUCGAUUCAGCCAAAUCUCACAUUGUGUCAGGCCAACUGUCGAACAACGCCUGGAUGCGCUCACUUCACAUUUCGCCAUAGCGAUGGCAUGUGCCAUAUGCUGGACAUGGAAGCAGGCUGGAGGGAAACCCAGGGCCUUAUUUCAGGGCCCGUGAAGUGCGUGGCGCAAGUACAGAUGAAGCUGGAAGACGUCGGCGAAACUUCGCGCUUAGAGGGUAAGGUGGACUUGCUGCAGCUGGAGCUUGCAGAAGAGUUUGCCAAAUCUGCUAAAAUGCCUGUUCAUGACAUCCGGGACCUGAAUGGCAACCCUGGCAAAGUCACACUCUCCUUUGGCUCUGAGCCAGGUGGGGAAAUCUUGGUAGCUUGCUUUGUCGACGUGCCUCCGGGUGGUGAGUUGCACGACAUGGAGCGAGUGGCCCAUGGCCAGCCUCAUCACAAGCUGCUUGAGGCAUUGAGGGCUGAGACAGGGCCUGGUGCAGAGAUGAAGGUUGAGGUGGCGGUCGUCCCGGAAUCGCAAUGCUUCAUCCUUGGGACCAGGUACACACCAGAUCUCAAUGCUGAGAAAGCUGCUGUGGCCACUGCCAAAGCCUGUCAGGUCAUGUGUACGCAGACAGAAGGCUGCCGUUUCUUUUCCUAUUUGAAGACUUCAAAGACUUGCAGCCUACAAGGUGAAGGUGCAACGCCUGUUUUCUAUGAGGAUUCGGUAGCUGGACCGCAACUGUGUCACAAUAUCCCUCAGGAAGCUGAACCUCCGGCUGAUGAGCUUGAGACGGAUUCCCCUGGCACCAUUUUCACAAGCUUUUGGUUCUGGUGUAUCUUGGUUCUGAUCUGCUGUCUGUGCGUGGCUGCCUUGUAUUUUAUGUUCCGAAAGGGCCGACUGUGUUUCACUGGAUGGAGGCGGCAAUAUUCCCGGCCAAAGAAGCGUGAGGAAGCAAAAUUGAAUGAGCACCGGUACAUGGCGCUGCCGCCCACUGACCAGGAGCUUGAGCAAAACAUGCUCGCUCAGGCUGCAUCCGAUGCAGCAGGGCAAGGAUCUCCACUCCAGUCGCUUCACCCGGUAGAUUUUACUGGUAAGUUCCCUGGUUCUGCUAACUACAACGGAAGUUGGGGAACCAAUGGGAGCCAAUGGAGCUGGCAGGUUGACCGCAUGUCGACAGCACCGAGGGAUACUCUAGACCAUGGAAACGGAAGCCCCCGUCACCUUGGAGUGCCUCCCUCAGGAUUUGCUCAAAGUGCAUGGGGGCCAAGCAGGCCAACAUCUUCCUGGCAACAAUCUCCCAGGAGUUCUGAUAUGCGGGAGGACUCCCCUGACUGGAUGCCACAUUUUUUGGGAGUGGAAGCCGUAAGGGAGUCUUAUCAAAGCUACGACGCCUCGCAGCGGGCCUAUCCACCGGAGCGCUCCUCCUGGCCUGCGCCGCAAAUGCCCCAGAGGCUUCCGCCACCAGUCUCAGCAGACUUCCCGCAUGCAUCCAGCAUGCCCUGUCCUUCCGCAUUUCAGCUGAACCAGUCCGGCGCGGGAAGCCCUUAUGGCUUCAACCAGUCAUGGCGGGGCUGA
This is a messenger RNA of Symbiodinium pilosum, 1995 nucleotides long. The record is from the annotation of a GenBank genome assembly. Lineage: Eukaryota; Dinophyceae; Suessiales; Symbiodiniaceae.